CACUUCUUCUUCACUGCAAUUUGCCAUUUCCCUGAGUUUGUGAUCGCACUUCACAGAUCAGGGAAAUCAAGAACUCAAUCAACAAAAUCCCACCAUCAAAAACCCUCCCGAAACCUCCAACACUCGUCUUCGAGCUCCAAAAUGCCAUCGUCUCCCAAGGCAUUCUACCCGCGGCCAUCUUCCAACACCCGCAGAUCGACGCUCAUCAUCAUUCUCUGUCUGCUUCUCGGCCUCUCCACCGUUUUCGGAAUUUACGGGAUAAUGCAAUCGGUCCGGAGCAGUGGAUGCGGCGAUGUUAAGCCACUGUCAGUCUCUGUGGCGUGGGAUAAAUCUUCCUCCGCCAAUAGCUCCCCGCCUCAAAAGCGUCACAAGGUGAUGGGAUUCGUCGGCGUUCAAACCGGAUUCGGAUCGGCGGGCCGGCGCCGGGCUCUGCGCCAGACCUGGUUCCCCUCUAAUCACCAGGGGCUUCGACGGUUAGAAGAAAGCACCGGUUUGGUUUUCAGAUUUAUUAUUGGUAGAACCAAUGAUAGAGGGAGGAUGUCAGCUCUUAAGGAGGAGGUGACCAAGUAUGAUGAUUUCUUGUUGAUAGAUAUUGAAGAGGAGUACAGUAAGCUCCCGUACAAAACUUUGGCUUUCUUCAAAGCUGCUUAUGCUCUUUAUGACUCUGAUUUUUAUGUCAAGGCUGAUGAUGACAUAUAUUUACGACCAGAUCGUCUUUCAUUGCUCCUAGCUAAAGAGCGGUCUCAUUCACAAACAUACCUCGGUUGCAUGAAGAAGGGUCCUGUGUUUACUGAUCCAAAGUUAAAAUGGUAUGAACCUCUCGGACAUUUGCUUGGGCGGGAGUACUUUCUUCACGCGUAUGGUCCAAUUUAUGCCCUUUCUGCCGAUGUUGUUGCAAGCUUGGUUGCAUUAAGAAAUGACAGUUUCCGAAUGUUUAGCAAUGAGGAUGUGACCAUUGGUUCGUGGAUGCUUGCAAUGAAUGUCAAUCAUGAGGACAGUAAGCUACUAUGCCAGGCGGAGUGCACUGCCUCAUCUAUUGCGGUAUGGGACAUUCCCAAAUGUUCAGGGCUGUGCAACCCUGAGAAGAGGAUGUUGGAACUCCACAAGCUAGAGACUUGUUCAAAGAGUGCAACUAUCCCAUCCGAUGAAGACGAAGAGUGAUGGAUGCUCCCACAUCCAAAGAGCUGUACCAAUAUAGCUUUUGGGCCGUUGAUGAAAGACGACACAGGAUUUUUAGUUUGUUAGAAGAUGUAGGUGGUGGUGGCCAGAGCUUACAAUUCUUGUACCAUACUUCACUCUUUCUAUGAAAUACUACACAUUUUCUUAUAAAAAAUCAUCACUUUUUUCGAUU
Salvia hispanica is the source of this 1351-nucleotide messenger RNA. Its product is annotated as putative beta-1,3-galactosyltransferase 13. Gene Ontology annotation, cellular component: Golgi membrane. The record is from RefSeq and is a predicted model, not a curated record. NCBI's taxonomy places the organism in Eukaryota, Viridiplantae, Streptophyta, Magnoliopsida, Lamiales, Lamiaceae. Gene Ontology annotation, molecular function: galactosyltransferase activity.